Molecule: messenger RNA, 2976 nt
Organism: Populus trichocarpa (black cottonwood)
Lineage: Eukaryota; Viridiplantae; Streptophyta; Magnoliopsida; Malpighiales; Salicaceae
Exons: 6
Coding region: 1-2976 (991 amino acids)
Biological process (GO): telomere maintenance; DNA repair
Molecular function (GO): DNA helicase activity
Source: RefSeq, a predicted model, not a curated record
AUGGGAGUUUUUAAGCUGUUAGUUCUCGGCUAUGUGUGCUUCUAUAGGCUUGGGUGUAGCUUUGAGGCUGGGCUGGCUGGUGGCUUUAUCCAGGAGGAACAUCGUCUUGGUUUCACUCCAAGAUCUCAGUUUGCAUCAGGAUUUCAAUUCUCACCAGGAGGUCUGGGCGGAGCUUGCGCUUCGUUCACUCAAAAAGAAUGGGAUCCAGAUCCGCUAAAAGGGAAAGGGACUUUAGUCUGCAGAGACGUGGCCGCCACCAGAAAAUCUGGCUUGCUUUUAGGAGUCCUUUCUUCUGGAUUGUCUGUUAUUCCAAUUGUUGUUCAACUAUCUCCACGUUACAUAAAGCUGAAACACCACAUUUUUCCUGUCUCAUUGCAGCUACAGAAUCCAUCUUUCUCACUUUGUUGCCUUAAUGGUCGAGUUUCCCUUCCAGCUAUGCAACCAACUCCUCCAAUUCUUGAUUUUCUUCUUGAUCACAGCAAUGGCUCUGCCUCAAAAAAAUUUCGGGACAAUAUACGAGCUUAUAACUCUAUGUUUGCUUUCACUUCAAUGGGCGCAAAGAUUGAUACUUCUGUUAAUGAUCAACCAGCUCCAUAUGUGUUCAAGAUAAGCGUUGCAAAUAGACUUUUACCAUUUACAAGAGACUCCAAAUCAUCAUCUCUGGAUGAGAAUAUUGUUGUGGAUCUUUUAAGAAUGCUUGAUGAAACGAACGAGCUUGCCAAAUUAUUUCGCAAAGCUAGAGACAAAACUCAAAAUAUUCACUCUGUUGAUUAUAAACUUCGCUUACUUGGAAAGCGAAACCAUGAUUCACGCCAAUAUGAUGAUCCUACAUCAAAUGACAUUGGUGGAUUAGUUGUCGGAGAUAUUGGAGAUUUUUUCUCGGAACGAGAUAUAAUUAUUGAAUGCUUUUCAGGUUCUUUAAAAAGGAUCUCAAAAUUACAUCCAAAAUUCAUGGCAUUACAGUAUCCUCUUUUGUUUCCUUAUGGUGAAGAUGGCUACUCCUGUAAUAUUAUGUUUGUUGAUCAUGGACAUGAAAAAACAAGGAAAAGGUCAAGAGUUCCGAUGCGAGCUUAUUAUGCUUACCUUAUCAAUGAAAGGCCUGGGUGCGAUAAUACCAUCAUUAAAGGAGGUCGUUUGUACCAACAAUUCUUGGUCGAUGCAUUUGUUAAUGUUGAGGAAGACCGUCUUGAUUAUAUCAGAGCUAAUCAAAAAGAUUUACGUACAGAAGUUUAUAAAGGUAUCCAUGAAGCUGUGCUUAAUGGGGAUGUUGAAGGUUUCUCAGCUGGGAAAAUCAUUGUUCCAUCUUCUUUAACUGGUAGCCCACGUUAUAUGAUUAAUAAUUACCAGGAUGCAAUGGCUAUAUGUAGAACCUAUGGAAAUCCUGACCUAUUUAUUACAUUCACAUGUAAUGUUAAUUGGCCGGAGAUACGAAGGGAGCUUACAAAAGGUCGAAUUUACAAGCAUGAAGACAAGCCUGAUAUCAUUACACAUGUUUUUAGAUCGAAGGUUAUUGAUAUGUUAGCCUUCAUAAAAUCAGGCAAGCCUUUUGGUCAGAUAAUUGCAGUUUCAGCUGAAAUCCCUGACAAAUUUACAGAUCCAAAAUGCUAUGAAAUUGUUUCAAGAUUCAUGAUGCAUGGUCCGUGUGGUCUUGCAAAUCCAAAAUCUCAGUGUAUGAACGAGGGAAUUUGCUCAAAAAGAUUCCCAAAACAAUUCAAGACACAAACUGUUUUUGAUGAUAAUGGCUUUGUUUAUUACAGACGUCGUGAUCUUAAAGACAAUUUUGUUAUAAAAAAUGGCAUUCAGCUCAAUAACAGAUAUGUUGUGCCAUAUAAUAGGGAACUCUUAUUACGAUACAAUGCCCACAUAAAUAUUGAGAUCUGUUGUCAGUCAAUGUUAAUUAAGUAUCUUUUUAAGUACGUAAGCAAGGGCUCUGACAGAUGUAGAGUUGUUGUUGAAAAAGAUCGUGCUGAUGAGAUCCAUGCGUAUAUGAAUUGUUGUUUUAUAUGCCCAUAUGAAGCGGUCUGGCGUCUUCUACAAUUUCCAAUACAUUCAAGAUCACCUCCUGUUGAGCGACUUCAAAUCCAUUUGCCAUUGCAUCAAAAUGUUGUUUACUCAGGAAAUGAAAGUCUACCAUCAGUACUUCAAAAACCAGGUAUUGAAAAAACAAUGCUCACAGAAUGGUUCACACGUAAUAGAAUUGAUCAUGAAGCAUGUCAGCUUUACUACUCAGAAUUUCCACAUAAAUAUAUUUGGGAUCCUGGUAAAAAAGAAUGGAGUCCAAGAUCAAAAGGUUUUAGUCUUGGUCGAUUAACAUAUGUUCACCCUGCUUCAGGAGAGCUCUAUUUUCUAAGACUACUCCUUAACCAUUUAAGAGGAGCGUUGAGCUUUGAUUAUCUAAAAAAUGUUUCAGGUGUUGUGCAUCCAACAUUUCAACUUGCUUGCAAGACCUUGGGACUUUUAGGGGAUGAUAAAGAAUGGGAAGACGUCUUUUGUGAGGCCAUGGCUACUGCAACAUCUCCUCAAAUUAGGAAUCUCUUUGUCAGUGUUGUUCUUUUUUGUGAUGUUGCUGAUCCAGAAGUUUUGUUCAAUAAAUUCUGGCGCUCAAUGUAUGAUGAUAUUAUCACCCGUUUCAAGUCCAUCUUUGCCAUGCCUAAUCUUAAAUUAUUCGAUGAUGAGCUUAAAAACUAUGUUCUAUAUGAGCUUGAGCUUCUCUUCAAUGUUGCUGGCACAUCUCUUGAAAAACACAAGCUUCCAAUGCCUGAUGGGCGUUUAUUGUCAGAAAUAAAGAAUAAACUUUUGAGAGAAGAGCUUAACUACGAUAUUGCAGAUCUUAUAUGUCAGCAUUCAUCAACUUUCCCACAACUCAAUCAAUGUCAGCUAAAUGUUUAUGAUUAUGUUGUUAAAUCUGUCCUUGAAAAAAGACAAGAAUUAAUUUUUGUUCAUGGCCAUGGAGGAACUGGGAAAACAUUUUUGUAG